Astyanax mexicanus (Mexican tetra) is the source of this 4162-nucleotide messenger RNA. It is a transcript of the gene fstl1b, whose product is annotated as follistatin-like 1b. The record is from RefSeq and is a predicted model, not a curated record. The transcript is spliced from 11 exons. Bases 155 to 1084 code for a protein of 309 amino acids. Gene Ontology annotation, biological process: cell differentiation; regulation of BMP signaling pathway; multicellular organism development. NCBI's taxonomy places the organism in Eukaryota, Metazoa, Chordata, Actinopteri, Characiformes, Acestrorhamphidae. Gene Ontology annotation, molecular function: protein binding; calcium ion binding.
UGGCUGCGGCAGGUUGGGGGCGGGGCCGGCUCCAGUGCAGAUUCCUGAUUCCUGAGCUGCGAGUUUUUGCUCCGAGUUUCCAGCAGGAGGAUCAGCAGCGGCAGAAGCAGCGCAGAGAACCACCCAGACCCAGCCAGAACUGCAAGAAAACACGAUGUUCCGGAGGGGGCUGCUGCUCGCCGCGCUGGCUGUAGUUUACUGUCAGGCUGAGGAAUCACAGAGCAAGUCAAAGGUGUGUGCUAAUGUGUUCUGUGGAGCAGGGAGAGAGUGUUCAGUCACUGAGAAAGGAGAGCCCAGCUGCUUGUGUAUUGAGCAAUGUAAGCCUCACAAGCGCUCAGUGUGUGGCAGUAACGGAAAGACGUACAGAAACCACUGUGAGCUGCACAGAGACGCCUGCCUUACUGGUCUGAAGAUCCAGGUGGCUCAUGAUGGGCACUGCAGAGAGAGGAAAACAGAGAAAGCCGCUGCCAGUCCAGUGGUUUGCUAUGUGGCUGAUCGUAAUGAACUGCGUAGGCGUGUGAUUGAGUGGCUGCAGACUGAGGUGGUGCCAGACGGCUGGUUCACUAAGGGCUCCAACUUCACCGACAUCCUGCUGAAGUACUUUAAGAACUACGAUAACGGCGACUCUCAGAUGGACUCCACUGAACUGCUCCACUUCAUCCAGCACAACGAGUCAGCGGUGGAGCUGAGCUCAUACGCAGAGGAGGAGAACAACCGCCUGCUUAGGAGCCUGUGUGUCGAUGCUCUGAUUGAGCUUUCAGACCAGAACUCGGACUGGAAGCUGAGCUUUGAUGAGUUCCUCAACUGCCUGCGCCCAGGAUUCAACCCCCCAGAGAAGAAGUGUGCUUUGGAAGACGAGACCUAUGAAGACGGAGCAGAAACGCAGGUGGAGUGUAACCGCUGUGUCUGUGCAUGUGGCAACUGGGUCUGCACAGCCAUGACCUGCGACGAGAAAAGUCCAGCACCUGAGGCAGCUACUGGUGAUGAGGAGAUGACCGAGGAAGAGUGGAGCCGUCGUGUGGCCGAACUCAACAAACAUCAGGAGACAGUGGAGAAGAUGAAGUCCAGCACAAAGGAAGUUUAAAGUCCAGGCAAACGAGAGUGAAGAGGGGUGAGAAGGAAGAAGGAGAGACAGAGGGGAUGAGUUUCCUCUCCUACUGACCACAAUCAGGACUCCUGAGAUGACGUACUGUUGCUGGGAGAACCACACCAUUUUAUUGUUUUAUCUCUAUGAAUAUAGUCUGUUUAUCUAUUAUUAUUAUUCUCUUUCUGUAUAACGUCGUUAUAAUCGAUUUUUCAGUCGAUGUUUGUUAGAUCGCAGUUGUAGCCCAAUUCUACUUUUAGCCUAAUAAUGUCUGAUAAUGUUUUGUACGUCUGCGUAUCACCAAGUGCUGUACUUUUUGUUUUGUUGUAUCACUCUAAGCCUUGCCUAAGAGGCCCCAGCACUUUAUAUAGGGGCUAUUUUGUACGCUGUUGUUAUUUUUUUAUGUACUGUAUUAUGAUUUUUUUUACCAUGUAUUUGUCUAUUAGAUUUAGGUUUUGUAUACAUGUUGCUUUUGAUUGAGACAAUGGCAGUUAGAUGGAGAAGAAGUGUGAUGGAGGGAGAAUGAAUCCAUAAGAUCAGCUGUGAUGACAUGCCCUACAUUUUUCAGGGUAUUAAAAAAAACACGUUUCAUGUCUCCUUCACACUCUCUCUCUCUCUCCACAGAGACAAGGCAGUCAUAGUCUUGAGACCUUUCGAAAAGGUGCUAAUACGUAUUCUUCUGUUUGCAGUAUUGCCCUCUUGCAUGCGUACUUCUAGAUUACUUCUAGUUUGCGUAGUAGUAGUAGAAGUAGUAGAUAGCUUAUAGUGCUAAAGCAGAGACCCAGAAGACUCAGGCAUUGGGAGAACUGUGGUAUGGUCAGAAUUUUGGAUGACAUGCUACAUACCCAAAAUUAUCCAGACGCCUCUUCUAAUUAGCAGAUUCAGUUACUGCAUGGUGCAACCAUUGCUGAAAAUGGAAUGCUUUGGAACAGCACAAAUGCUUAAGGUCACCACACACACAAUCUUAAGUACUGGCUAGAGGAGUGUAAACCUGCUAACAAUGGAUUGUAGAGAGCAGUCAAAGUAUGAUCUUUGGAAUGGCAAAGCACCACCUUCACCUUUGGGAUGAGUUGGACUGACGAAUCGUUACUGAACACCUCUGGGAUGAGUUGGACUGACAAAUUAAUACUGAACACCUUUGGGAUGGAUGAGUUGGAGUGACAAAUCUCUGUUGACCACCUUUGCGAUGAGUUGGACUGACAAAUCUCUACUAAACACCUUUGGGAUGAGUUGGACUAACAAAUCACUACUGAACAACUUUUUGAUGAGUUGGACUGACAAAUUUCUACUAAACACCUUUGGGAUGAGUUGGACUAACAAAUCACUACUGAACAACUUUUGGAUGAGUUGGACUGACAAAUCUCUACUAAACACCUUUGGAAUGCUUAAGUUGGAGUGAAGAAUAUCUACUAACCACUUGGAUGAGUUGUAGCAAUGAAUAUUUGAGUCACAAAGCUCUGUUAUACACUUUUUGGUAGAAGUUUGAGUAAAGAAAUUCAUGAAAACACAUUUGAGAUGAGUUGUAACAAUAAGUCAUGAAGCUCUGUUGAAUGCUUUUGGGAUGAGUUGGAGUCAUAAACCUUGGUGGAACUUUUUUGGGAUGAUGAUUUGAAAUUAUGCUAUAAAACAUAAAUGCCAUUGGGAUGAGUUGAACCAAUCAAGCUCUAUUAAAAACUGAUAAGAUAAGAUGGAGUUAUGAAGUUCUGCUAAACACCUUUGUGAUGAGAUGGAUUAUUAAAGUCCUGGGAUGAGUUGAGCCAAUGAAACUUGGAGUCAUGAAGCUCUAUUGAUAAGUGUUGGGAUAAAAUGGAGUUAUGAAGCUCUGAUGAACAUCUUUGGGAUUGACUGUAUCUAUUAAGCCUAUUGCUGACUCUUAAUCUUUGUGAUAGAGCGUCUGGAUCAUUUUGAUUAUGUAAUUCUGCUUUGAUAAGAUUGCUUCCUUCAGGUCGCCUGUGAACAGCCUGUGGUUUGACCAGACAGAGCAUUCUGUUCCUUUUAUCUCUAUUCAGACAGGAACGCUUUCUAGGAACAGAUCAGAUGCUUCUGUGUUGGACCUGCUUCUCCUGCCUGUAAUUUAGUUGCUUUAUGUAGGAAUAGUCAGUGUUGCAGCUCUAUUGCUGUGCUCAUUUCUGUUAGAAUUGGCUCAUUUUGGGAUUAUGAAUAUGAUUAAAAGCUACAUGAACCAUCUUAGUGAAAGACAGAAAUCUGAGCACUGCUGAAUUAUGACCAGUGUUAAUGUGUCCAAUUUUUUCAUUCUGCGAGCGUUUGAUGGCACUGAACGGGAUGAGCAUAAGCAGGGUCGCCUGAAACCAAAGCAUGAUGUUUAGGUUGUUUAAAUGUUUUACAAAACCUCCAGGUAAACCACUACUCUGGACCCAGCAACAACACUAUACCUUUUAUUUCAAAGAGCGGUCAGAAUAAGGAUUAGAAUCGCUGUCACCUCUUUAGCUUCGAUGCAUUCUUGCUGAGUGUGUGUGUACCUGCAAAUGUAUAUGUGUGUGUAUGUGUAAGAGAGAGUGGAUAUAAGAGUGUGUUAGCUUUUUUCCUUCAUUUUCCACUAAAUUCCACUAAUAUUAAGGAUCUUUUGUGGUAACGAGUGCCUUAAAUAUAUAUAUCCUUAGCGCCACAGGUAGAAUGGCCUUCUCAUAUCUAACUCUAACCAUCUGUUGUAGGAGUCCAUGAGGAACUUUGCAGUAUUAUGAUAGUUAUGCAGAAGUUAUGCAGUGAGUGACUGCAAUUUGUCAUUUCACACCAACUACACUCUUAAAAAUGAAGCUUCGAAAGAUUCUUUGAGUUGUGCCAAAGAAGAACCAUAAUUGGGUAAAUGGUUAAAAAGCAUAAAAAGUAUUUUACAGUAAAAAAAAAUCCAGAAGCAAUUCAAGCCUGUUAGUUCAUUUGAUGAACUACAUUGAUUGUUUUGCUGUAUUUGUUUAAAUGUACUAUUUGAAGCACCUUUAUUUUGAAGAGUGUAAGACAAUUCAUCCAUUCCAGUGUAAAGUCUUGUUUAACUUGAUUUAAGUUUACUUGUAUUAAGACUUUUGGCUCUGUACUGAACAUCAAUAAAGAAUUGUUCCACUA